UUCUUGACAGCAGAGAAAGGUCAGUCCAUCUCCACUCGGCUCGGCGCCGUGAUCUUCCGUCGAUGUGUUGGAACGGUUCUGUGAUCUCCACAAGGAUUAAAGCAGGUCGACUUCUUAAAGUUUAAAGUCCCACAGGAUCCACGAUGGGCAAAUAUAUCGAUCGCAUGAGAAACUUGAUCCCGGGUCUGCGGCGUCCGGACACCAAUGUCCCGCCUCAAGGUGUUACCGUGGAUAUGGGAGCGGGUGAUUACGAGAAGGACCUGGACAAGAAAAAAGUGUCGUUCUUCAAUCCGCUUGACCCCGUGCCAAAAUAUGACUUUUACGCCAACGACACAUUCACUGGACGUAUAAAAAAGACCAGACCAUCACUGGAUGUUCUGCGUAAAGCACCGGAUCCGGAUGAUCUUCCUCCACCACCAGAGGAUGAUGACCGGCCCAAAGUCAAACUCGUUCGCUUUGGAUGGGUUCUUGGAGUCAUGAUUCGCUGUAUGUUGAACAUCUGGGGAGUCAUUAUGUACCUGCGGCUGCCGUGGAUCACGUCUCAAGCCGGACUCAUUCUGACCUACGUAAUUAUCUUCAUGUCUAUUGUUGUCACAACAAUCACUGCGACUUCAGUGUCUGCAAUCUCCACCAAUGGGAAGGUCAAGUCUGGCGGCACAUACUUCAUGAUCUCUCGGAGUCUGGGUCCGGAGCUCGGAGCGCCCAUCGGAUUGCUCUUCGCCUUCGCCAACGCUCUCGCCUGUGCGCUCCACACAGUGGGGUUUGCAGAGACCGUCCGAGAUCUUCUGAAAGACUAUAAAUCUCAGAUGGUGAGUGAUGUCGACGACGUGAGGAUCAUUGGUGCAAUUACUGUCUGCAUCCUGCUCUGCAUCACAUUCGCUGGCAUGAGUUGGGAGGCAAAGGCUCAGAUCCUGUUCUUCAUCGCGAUCAUGCUCUCUUUAGCUAGCUACUUUAUUGGAACUGUUCUCCCCCCCGACAAUGUUAAGCGGGCUGCAGGAUUUUUCGGCUACCAAUACGAUAUUUUCAUGGAGAACCUGCUGCCCUCCUUCCGAGGCGUAGAUGGAUAUUUCUUUAGGAUGUUCGCCAUCUUUUUCCCAGCUGCUACAGGAAUUCUUUCUGGUGUCAACAUCUGUGGAGAUCUCAAGGAUCCAACGGGUGGGAUUCCUAAAGGGACACUGCUGGCCAUAUUGUGGACCACCUUGAGCUAUUUACUGAUCUCAAUCACAUGUGCUGCAACUGUUGUAAGAGACGCUUCUGGCAAUGUGAACGAUAGUUUAGCGCUAACGAAUUUUUCGAUGCCCUGCACCGGUCUGGCCUGUAAAUAUGGCUGGAACUUUGACAGCUGCACACAGAACUCCACAUGUCGCUCUGGACUGGCAAACAACUUCCGUGUUCUUACCACUGUUUCGGGAUCUGGCAUUUUGAUCACCAUAGGUGUUUUUGCCGCCACCUUGUCAUCAGCGCUGGGUUUCUUAGUGUCUGCACCGAAAAUUUUCCAGUGUUUGUGUAAGGAUAACAUCUACCCCUUCAUUGGCUUCUUCGCAAAAGGUUAUGGGAAAAACAACGAGCCUCUACGUGCGUACUGUCUCGCGUUCCUCAUCGCAAUGGCUUUCAUCCUCAUCGGUAAUCUGAACACAAUCGCUCCUCUGAUCUCCAACUUCUUCCUCUGCUCUUACGGCCUCAUUAACUUCAGCUGCUUCCAUGCGACGGUCACCAGAUCACCUGGCUGGCGGCCAGAGUACCGUUUCUUCAGUCCAUGGACGUCUCUCUUUGGUUCUUUCUUGUCUUUUCUCCUCAUGUUUCUGUUCACAUGGUGGUACGCUCUUGUCACGUCCGGUAUCGUCUUCUUCCUCAUAGGUUAUGUUUCCUAUACAAAGCCUCGGGUUAACUGGGGCUCGUCUUAUCAGUCCAGUUUCUACAACAUGGCUUUAUCCUUCUCGAUGUCUCUGACUGGUAUAAGUGAUCACGUCAAAAACUACAGGCCUCAGUGUCUCGUUCUGACCGGCCCUCCGAACACCCGUCCCGCUCUGGUGGACUUUGUGGGCACUUUCACCAAAUGCAUCUGCCUGAUGAUCUGUGGGAACAUCAUCAUGGAGGACGAGAAGUCCAGUUUUCCGCAGCAGAGCACCGAUAUGCUGGUGGACUGGCUGAAUAAGAGGAAGGUUCGUUCUUUCUACACGUCCUUCAAUGCCGACAAUCUGAAAGAGGGCGCGUCCAAUCUCAUGCAGGCUUCAGGUCUUGGUAAACUGAAGCCGAACACCCUCGUUAUGGGAUACAAGACGAACUGGAAGGAAUGUAAACCUGAGAGUUUACAGGACUACGUCAACACCAUCAGCGAUGCGUUUGACUCCAACUACGGCCUUGCAAUUCUGAGAAUGAUGGAUGGAUUGGACGUUAUGGAUGUUUCGCAGAGUUCAGCAGGCAGAUCAUCUGCAAUUGAUAAUCUGGCAUUCGAUGCAGACGAAGUCCCGCAAACCGAACAAGAUGAGACAGACCGGAAUUCAGAUAUUUCAGACGAUGGCUCGACCGAUCAAGUCAGGUCGGUUUUUCAGACGAAACAGGGCAGGAAGACCAUUGACAUCUACUGGAUCUCUGAUGAUGGAGGUCUGACUCUUUUAGUGCCAUAUUUGUUGACCAGAAGAAACCGCUGGAAAAAGUGCAAAAUCAGAGUGUUUAUCUUAGGAGACCAGGAGACCAUGAAGGAAGACCGCAAAGAUAUGAAGAUGCUGUUGAAGAGAUUCCGGCUGGAGUUCGAGGACAUCGUCGUGAUAACAGACGUGGAUAAAGCUCCUCUGGCUAAAAAUUGGCAGCGGUACGAGGAUAACAUCGCCCCCUUCGUGCUGAGUGAAGAACAGGCUGGAGGAGACGUACAUGAGCUCAAGAGACUGAGUCCAUGGAAAGUUUCUGACAAAGACCUGGAGGCCAUAAAACCCAAGGUGGAGAGGUCGGUGAGACUCAAUGAGAUCAUCAAGAGGAACUCCAUCCCCGCGGCUUUGGUUGUAAUUUCUCUUCCAGUCCCUGACGUCAACUGUCCCAGUUCUCUCUAUAUGGCCUGGGUGGAAGCGCUGAGCUACGGCAUCCACUGUCCCACGCUGCUCAUACGAGGAAACCAAGAGAAUGUCAUGACCUUCUACUGCCAAUAAAACACUCACAUUAACCUGAGUUCAUCAUUAAACGCAAUUAUUCCUGCAGGUGAAGCUGCUGUCAGUUUCAGUCAUGUAGAGAUUUUAAGACUUGUUAUGAAUUUGACCUGUUGAACUGAAAUGAGCUCUUGUACAAUGAUUCUAUUACAAUGUAUGUGUAUAUCACAUGUUCGUAUGUUUGUAUAAUCUUCAAGGACGUCAGGUCAGAGUCGGCUGCACAGAAUAUACUAGAGUUACUGUAUGCUGGUGGAGGGAAGUCAUUUAUCUCAGGACUUUCAUUUCAAAGUAGAAUAUAAGUGUUUCAUGCCAUAAUAAUAGACACAAUAAUAAUCAUAUAAAAAUGUUACAUUUUGAAUGUAUAUGAAUGGUAAAUUAUUAGGUUGUUGUUACAAAUUUGUAUAAUUAUAAAUAUGAUCUUUUCAAUGUAAAACAUACUGUACAAUUUUGUACAAUGGUGAACAUUUUCAUUUAAACUGAUUGUCCAAGUGAUAAAAAAACUGGUAAAAUACAUUAAUGCUGUACAGUCUCGAUCACAACACAUAUUAAACAGAAUAUAUUGCAAGUGAGUA
This is a messenger RNA of Pimephales promelas (fathead minnow), 3712 nucleotides long. The record is from RefSeq and is a predicted model, not a curated record. NCBI's taxonomy places the organism in Eukaryota, Metazoa, Chordata, Actinopteri, Cypriniformes, Leuciscidae.